Trichomycterus rosablanca is the source of this 4379-nucleotide messenger RNA. It is a transcript of the gene rhoua, whose product is annotated as ras homolog family member Ua. The coding region runs from base 500 to 1252 and encodes 250 amino acids. Gene Ontology annotation, biological process: establishment or maintenance of cell polarity; endocytosis; Cdc42 protein signal transduction. Gene Ontology annotation, molecular function: GTP binding; protein kinase binding; GTPase activity. The transcript has 4 exons. NCBI's taxonomy places the organism in Eukaryota, Metazoa, Chordata, Actinopteri, Siluriformes, Trichomycteridae. The record is from RefSeq and is a predicted model, not a curated record.
GAAUGUUCAAGGUUUUGGAAAUGCAACAAACCUUGAACAAAUCUCUGGAUGGUAAUAAUCUAACACAUAACAUGAUUUUUACACAACAUGAUGCAGAUGUGAUAGUGUCAAGUGUCUGGCUGUGUAGUUCUGUGGAAACAGAAGAAUUUUCAGAAUGAAUGUCUCUCCACCCCUCUGGAUAAGUGACUUGUGUGUGGGAGAGCUGAAUGAUGUCAUACUGUUUGAGUAAAGCAAUAGGAUAGGAUCAUAUGAAGAGUGAAGAGUGGGAGUGAACCGACAUCCUCUUCCCAAAACUGACAUUAACUUUGUUUUUAUGCCAGACAGCCUGAGCUCUCGAACCUUCCUGUGUGACUGGAUUACGCUGGUGCAUGUGGCUUUUAUUAUAGCGUUAUUAUAACGAUAUUCGGUAGCGAAUCGAUUGGGACCAGGCGGGCAUGGACGCGAUUGAACUGAUGGAAUUAGGCUCAGCCUGACAGUACUGGACACUCGGCUUGCAGUAAUGCCACCGCAAGGUGUUGGGGAGUAUAAACCCGUGCCAGAUCAAGCGGUGCCACCUGUACCACCCAGAAGAUUCAGGGGUAAAGAUUUGGGCAAACGAAGCCGAUGGGGCUCACCGCCGGAGCGAAGGGUAAAAUGUGUACUGCUUGGAGAUGGGGCAGUGGGCAAGACCAGCCUGAUCAUCAGUUAUACCACUAAUGGCUAUCCAACUGAGUAUAUUCCCACAGCUUUUGAUAACUUUUCAGCGGUGGUGGCUGUGGAUGGAAAGCCUGUAAAACUCCAGCUGUGUGACACGGCAGGCCAGGAUGAGUUUGAUAAGCUUCGGCCUCUGUGCUACACAAACGCUGACGUCUUCCUGCUGUGCUUCAGUGUAGUCACACCCUCCUCGUAUCUGAAUGUCCGGGAGAAGUGGGUGCCCGAGAUCAGACGCCACUGUCCACGAGCUCCAAUUCUGCUAGUGGGCACCCAGACUGACCUCCGACAGGACGUCAACAUUCUCAUCCAGCUAGCAAAGUACAAGGAGCGGCCGGUGGAGCCACACGAAGCUUACAUGUGUGCUGAGGAGGUACGAGCCGUGUCCUAUAUGGAGUGCUCAGCACUGACACAGAAGAACCUGAAGGAGGUUUUUGAUGCAGCGAUAUUGGCUAGCAUUCAGCACACAGACAGCCAACAGCAGAGGCUGAGUAAACGUACACCCAACAAAAUGAGGACGCUGUCUGAGUCGUGGUGGAGAAAAUACUGCUGCCUGGCUUAGAGAGACUCAUGUGAUUUAGGAGUUUUUAUUGUGGACUUCAACAGAGAUUGCUGGAAUAAUUUGUAAACAGAUUUUAAAACCUGGCACACAGUGCAGAUGAGGAUAAGUGAGAUGGAAAGAUUCAUUUUAGCUAGACUGAUCUGCAGUGGAAAAUUGAUACGUCACUUUAGAGAUGAGUUUUACCCUCUAUCAACACUUAAAUGUGACUGAUUGGGGUCACAGUGGAAAAACACUGGGCACAGUGCAAACAUACACCCUUGGUAGAGCAUAAAAGCCAGAAUAUCACACAACUGGAGAAAAAAAAACAUAAAACCUGAAGGAAACCCAUAAGGGAAUGCCCAGAAAUUUAACUGGGUGAGCUGAAAGGCUGUAGGCUGAAUUGCCAUUCAUCAGUAACCUGCACUUCUGGUUGUGACCUGUCACCAACAUUAUUUUAAAAUAAGUCUUUUUGUAAACAUAGUUUUCACAACAGUUUAUACAGUUUUGGUGCAUUUAAAGUUUUGGACAUGGAACAUUUUAAAAAAAAGUUAUGUAGACCUUUUUCUGACCUGGUAUUGCAACAGUUUUCCUGUAACACUAAUGUAGUACGAUAUCCCAAGACUACUCAGCCUACACUGUAAAAUUACAAAACCUUCCUGGGUGGUCCCAACAAGACAUUCGUUUGCCAGUAUUCAGGUUAUUUCCUGGACGACUGGCCUUUCUUAGGCUAAAAUAUUUUGGUUUUCUUUUGACAUGUGGCCAAACCUUGCCUUAGUAGAGCUCCAAACGUGUUAAACCUCUAUCUCUCAGAAAUAAUCAGAGUAGGAGCAGAUGUUUUGGUGUAGCAGUUAUUUGACAUCUGCUCUUUGUCAUCAAUCUGGGCAGCUAACGGUCAGCCCCUUUUAAAAACAGCUGAACAAAAAAACAAGAUUAGGACUUGUUUACUUUAUGACCUAAUUCUGAGCUUCCAUUCAAAACAUACCAUGAGGUCAUGGUCACUUAGUGAGCAUAUACUAGAGCCAUUAAAUCUUGUGUGUGGUUUUACUCAUUCCAAUGGUUAAGUAAAAGUUUUUAAUUAGUGUUUAAAUUACAAUGUUUGGUAGGUAUGGGAUUGACUGUGUAUCUGUCAUGAUGAUACUGUGUGGGUUAGGGGUCAGUGUUUAUUUCAAGUGAGUAAUUUCAUGUAAAACCAAGGAUUGCAGUGAGUUACAUUAAGAUUUCACAAACCAACAUUAUUAAUGGUAUUAUUUAACAAUAGUAGCUAUUUAAAAAUACAGUGAUCAAAAAAUAAUCUUUGUCAACGAUUCAUAUAGUUUUUUUUAUGUGAAACAUCAUGUAUUAUUAAUUAUUAAUAUUAUUAUUGAUGAAAAUAAUGCUAAUUAAUACUAUAAAUUAUGUAGCAUUAUGGAAAUCUUAAUGUAAGUGUUACUGUAGAAUUUACUGAUUAGCAUAGCCAAAUAUUUGUAAAGAACAAAAAUCCACCUUAAACAGUUUUUAUUUUUUUGUUUGUGCAUAGUUAGCUUUACCCUGGGCAGGGUUGUGGUGGGUCCAGAGCCUAUUUAUUAUGGAGCAACUCACACCCAGGGAUUAUGCAGACUAGCCAGUUUUCUUAACAACUGCACAUCUGUAUUUGUAAUUGUUAUAUAAUACAGUAUUGUGACAUUCAAUAUUUAUAAGUAUGCCAAACUUUUUUUCUUUUUUUAUAGUCUACAUUACCCACAAUGCCAUUUAAGAACUACUUUAAUGUAGUCUUUCAUCUCAUAGAUCCUCAAUUAGCUACACAAUUUCUAUCCUAAUGGAAAUAACCGAAUAGAACAAUAAACAGCACAUUACCAAAAUACUUUACAAAUAUUUUAUUAUAAAAAUGAAAUACUGUUUUAAGGUGAACUUUUACUGUACAUUCCUGAAAGCCUUAAUGAUGUUACUAUUUAGAAACAGCAUUUUAAUAUCAGCGUUUAGAGUAUUUUAGAGUAUAUUUUUUAAGAUAUAUAUUUUAUGUAAAUAUGAUACCAUGUUAGAAAAAAUGCCUACAAUUAAUUAUUUUAAUAUUUUAUAUACAUAUGAUACCAUGUUAGAAAAAAUGCCUACAGUCACGAGCCCCAAAGUAUUAUGUAUAUCUCAGGUAAAUCAGUAACUGGUGUUGAAUACUUUUAAAUAAGAUUAUUUGGGUUUGUUUAAUCACAAAAUCAUUUAUGUAUUGCUUUAAAAUAUUUGCUUUUGCUGUCAAAAAUAAUAAUGCAAUUUUUAAAUUAGAAAUGAUCCUGGGUUCAGAUGUUUGUAAUAAUGUAAGUACUACAUUAUACUACUUUCCAAAAUUUUUACUGUAAGCUAUAUUUUUUUAUUGCAGAGCUUUAUUCUUGGGUAAAAUAUUUCUCAGGUCCACCCACAUCAGAUAAACUGGAAAGAUUGGCUGCUGAUAUGGGACAUAAACAUGUGUAAAAUAGAGUGGUAUUUAAAAGAAAGGUUAAAGUUUCACUAGAUAAGCAGGAGUACAAACAAGGAUCAGUAAGGUUGCCAUUGCUCAACGGGCUUGUAUUAGAACUAAAUUAGAAUUCAAAACUCAACUAAAAAAAAAGCUUAUCAUGUAAACCAUUUACAGAGUGUACGUGAAUAUUAAGGGUAGGUUAAAGGAAGUAAGAGUUUUUGGCUUUCUGAAUGUGAAUACUGUAAAAUGUAUGUGUAAAACAGAAAGCUCAACAAAUAGUGACAAAACACGUUUGAGCAGAGCGUAAAACAUGCAAAGACAACUGGAGUUCAGCGCUGUUUAAAACACAAUAGCUGGUAUAUUGGUAUUGUUACAUUGGAAAAGUAAUGGGUACACUGUGGUUGACUUUGGCUUUUAAAACUCUAUUGAUUAAAUUAAACUGACUUCUGUCUGGCAAAAGUAAAUAUCAACUGCUGCAAUACUGUUUGCAGAAGCAAAGUCAUCCAAGUAAAUGUUGGUUCUUUUUUUUAUCAAUACUCAUACCUAUUGUCUAUGUGGAAAAUAGAUUUUUAUGUAUAAAGCAUCCCUGCAACACUGUGAACUGUCCCAUUUUUGUGUUAGGAUUACUGUAGGGAUCUAGUCUCAACUAACACAGAGAUAAAGGUGCAAAAUGUAAACAUGAUGCUGUAUUUUAAACAGAAUAAAUACAUGUUUUAUACAAGA